AUGCAUGGAGAAGGCUCAACCAAGCCCAGAGCACAGAAGGUUCCAGCAACUGUCACCAACCAGAGGGCAGGAUGGAAAAUGCCCCUUUUCCUCACCCUAUGCCUGCUGCAAGCUGCAAAUGCUUUGAAGGGCCCACGGCUGGUAUCUGGGGAGCCUGGUGGAGCUGUUACCAUCAAAUGCCAUUAUGCCUCUACUUCUGUCAACAAGUAUCAGAGGAAGUACUGGUGCCGCUUGGGUCCCCCAGAGUGGAUCUGCCACACCAUUGUAUCCACCAACCACUACACUAACCAUCGCUACCGUGGUCGUGUGGCUCUAGAAGACUUCCCACAGAGCAGCUUGUUUGUGGUGAGACUGUUUCAACUGUCCCUGACUGAUGAGGGGUAUUACCGCUGCGGCAUUGGAAAAAGAAAUGACAUGCUUUUCUUCAGUAUGAAUCUGACUGUCUCUGCAGGUCCUUUCAGCAUCAUUAGUGCAGCUGCUAGCAAGCUCACCACAAGAUCCUUGGCAACAGCAUCUCCAGUGGCCAAUAGAUGGACCCCAGGAACCACCCAAACCACAGAAGAGCAGGGGGCAGGAUGGGACAAAAUUAUUCCAACUCCAGGAACCCGCAAAACAAUAGCUUCAGCUAAGGGAAGACAACCCUUAGGAAUAACCAGGUCAGUAGCUCCAGGGAUAGGCAGCUGGGCAGAAGUUUCCAUUAGAGCAACAGUUCCCAGCCCAGAGAGUAGGGCUUCAAAACUUACAGUCAUAUCAAAUAUAGUAGAAGACGUUUUGGUGUGGAGCACCAGAAGCUCAGUAGCAAACAGGGCUAGGGUAAGUGAUGACGGGAGGAAGGUGACCACUUCCAAGGUUGAUGGACCCACAGAGGAAACAAGGAGGGUCAUGAUAGCCCCAGAUGCAACCUGGGAGGUCAGAGGAACCAUCAGGCCAUCAACCCUGACCUCAGAAAAAUGGGCCUGGGAAAAUCUCCAAGAUGCAGCAUCAAUUUCUAAGCAACCAGCUCCGGGUUCCAAUGAAGAAACAACCCGAGGUGCAGGUGUGUGGACUUUGGGAACUACCAGCAUAGAGAUGGCAACUGUGGAGGGAAGCACUAAAGGACAACUGGUGUCUACUGCUGGAGACAGUGGUCCCCAAGCAGUGCCGAGCAAGGUGGUAGCAGCAGGGCCCCUGAGACCUCGUGGCAAGGGGUCCUCCAUGAAGAGUUCUUUUCCAGAAAAAAAAAGUGUCUCCUGGAUCCUGACUCCAGUCUCCACAGUGCUGCCCUUGGUUAUACUUCUAGCUCUUGUUGUAUUGGAAAGGAAGCUCUGGAGAAAGAACUCUCAGGAGGCAGAAAGGACACCACAGGUCACCCUGAUCCAGAUGACACGUUUCCUGGAGUCGAGUCUCUCACCUGACCAGCUGCCCCACAUGGAAAGAAAGAUGUGGCUGGAUGGCUCUCCUCCUACCCAUGCCAAUCUGGUCAUCCCAGCGAGGGAUCCCAGGCCCUGA
Orycteropus afer afer is the source of this 1488-nucleotide messenger RNA. Lineage: Eukaryota; Metazoa; Chordata; Mammalia; Tubulidentata; Orycteropodidae. The record is from RefSeq and is a predicted model, not a curated record.